CCUCGCUAGCAGUAGCCUGCAAGUUGAACUGCUGGCCUGAGGAGCUGGAAAGGUUGUGUAGUUUUUAUGUGGUUUUAUUUGUAAAUAAAACUCAUAUGGGCGUGAUUAUAGUUGGCACAAGGCAAUAGAAAGCUAGGUGCGCGAAAGGCAAGACGACACGGCUUUUUGUGCCGGACUUUGAAGGCCUCCGAAAGCUCCGGCGUACACGGGACAAAAAAAAAGCGAGGGAGAGCCAUCAGUGGAGACUAGCAAGAUGACGAUCCCGAAGGUGAUGCGGACGACUGUUCUGGGUUUCGCUAAAAGAUGCCUGAGGGGACCAGUGAGUUUACAGACACAACUUGUGAGGGCAAUGUCAACAGAGUCCAGCGAUGUGUUGUUGGAGAAGGUUGGCAACAAAGGUGUCAUCACCUUAAACAGGCCAAAGGCUCUCAACGCUCUCUCUCUCGACAUGAUUCGCCAGAUUUAUCCAGUUCUUAAGAAAUGGGACACAGAUCCUGAAAUGAAGAUGGUAAUCAUCAAAGCAGCAUCCGGGUCCAAGGCCUUUUGCGCAGGUGGUGAUGUAAAGGCCAUUGCCUUGACGCAAGGCAAGGAGUCCGAACUUCGAGACGCCUUCUUCCGGGAAGAGUACCGACUGAACAACCUCAUUGCUAGUCUGACAAUCCCCUUCGUUGCUAUUUUGGAUGGCGUCACUAUGGGUGGGGGUGUAGGACUCUCGGUUCACGGCAGUUUUCGUGUAGCCACAGAGAGAACGGUUUUUGCUAUGCCAGAGACAGCAAUUGGUUUUUUCCCGGAUGUUGGAGGCAGCUAUGUGUUGCCGCGGCUACCGGGAAAGCUGGGCCUCUACCUGGGCUUGACUGGACAGCGAAUGACCGGCUGGGACGUCCUCAAGGGCCGCAUCGCCACACACUUUUCCUCGUCCCAGAGGAUUGAGCACAUCGAAGGCGACCUGAUGCGACUGACCACACCAAAUAUCUCGGACAUUGACAAGAUUCUCGUCAAACAUCAAGACCAGUGUGAAGCUGACUUCCGGAAGGAGUUCAUCCUCAAGAAGUACAUGGGCCGCAUCAACGCCGCCUUUGAUGCCCCAAGUGUGGAGCAAAUCAUCGAGAAUCUCAAAAAGGACAACUCGGACUGGGCCAAGGAGCAGCUCACCACACUGAGCAGAAUGUCACCACUCUCCCUCAAGAUCACCUUCAAAGAGCUUGAAGAAGGCGUUCGGCUGACUCUGCAAGACGCCCUUAAGAUGGAGUUCCGUCUUUCCCAGCGCUUCAUGCAGGACUCCGACUUCUAUGAGGGAGUCAGAUCAGUGCUAAUCGACCGCACGGGCACUCCCAAAUGGAGCCCAGCGACCUUGGAAGAAGUCACGGAUGAGAAGGUCAACUCCUACUUCGAGCCACUGCCAAGUGACAAGGAGCUCAGGCUCUGAGUACCUGCGGAUGAAGUGGGCAGCGUCUUCCCUGUUGCCUUCAACCUCUCUUUUUCUUUUUUUACUCCUCCAACUCAGCUCCUCCGUUCUGUUCCUCGUGCCUGCAGGUGCGAUGUCGACCGACCUUGGUCAGGGUUGCUAGUUUGGACUUCGCACACAAGUGAGGUUGAAGAACCAACGAACUUGGGCGUCUGGGCAAAAGCUAUGAUCUGCUUUUUGGCAAGCCAGUGGUGUUCGUUGUGGUAAAACAGCAAUGACAGGCAACAGAUGGACAGUCUACACAGGGUGAGCUCUGUCUCGUGUAACCUGUGCCCCUCAUCUGUCGUCUGUGAUGCUGUUCCACCACAGUAGAGUCAAACCUUUCCAACUUGGAGCCAGUAAGGGUCUCCAAGGAGCCAGUGUUCUUUAGAGAUCUGUUUAGUGGAGUGCUAGCCCUGAAUUCUGUGCUUCUCUUGCUUUUCUAUUAACAGCUGAAGAAGUUUUACUUGCUGUUGCCUGGUGAAAAGGCAGUUUAGAUGUGCAGCGUCGCAAACAUUGUUCUAAACAAAAAUGUCUCUGGUGGAGUGACCCAGUUCAGUCAAAUAACUUUCAUGCUUGGUUUGCGAAGAGCCAUGCAUACGUGUUGCAUUUGAAUGGGCAGAAUUUGCUGUACGUGAUCUUAAAGUGAAUGCAGAGGGUUGGUUAGUGUUGCUGAGCCACAUGCAUUGGAGUUCUUUACUUUGCCCAAACAGUGAUCCUGCAAAUUCACGAUAGCUUUACUUGGGGAAACCGUAGUUUCAGUCAGUGCAUUAAGUUAGACACAAUUUUCAUGUGGUCGAUUUGGAUUUGUGUGGGAGCAUUGUGGCUCCGAAGCGUGGCUGUCACAAGCACUUGAACUUUCUGCUGCAAUAAUCUACUUUCUUUAGCGAAACAGUUUAUUGGAACUGUAGCGUUGUGCCAGAAAAUGUUUACCUUCCCGUUGUGCACAUUCAUAAGCCUUUGAGAGCGAAGUAUUGUUUACAAUGUUGUGCCUCGCAUACUUAUUCAACAUGGCACAGCAUCACCCCUGAAUUUUGCACAUGCAGCUAGUCAGCUUCUUCAGAAUCUCUCUUGAUUCUCGCAGACCUGCAUCUUAACAAAUCUGAGCAGAUUGUCACACUACUGCCCACUGCAAAAGACAAUCCAUUGCAAAUUUUGGUGUGGACUUACCCUUGUGCUCAGAGCUUAAUUAAAUUGACUGUCACACAUUUAAGUUAGUUGUUCAUCGUACAGCAGGGCCAGAGUGCAUGCCAUGAAAAACUACACCUGCCAAGUAUGUUUUCAUUGGGAGUGUUAACAGAGGAGUCUUUAUGCUUGCUUUAACUAAAGUACACAAAUUGAUGCCCAUAUUCCCAAAAAUUCUCUUACCGAAGAGCCUUUCCUCAGUGACUGGCAUUCGUGAAUGGGUCACUCGUGGUAGCAGCCGGUGCGCCAACAAGAUCACUGCAGCGGUGACCAGUAACCUGGAACCCUUAAGUAUGAAAAGUUUUUUUAAUGUUGGGGGGGUCUAGUCAUUUUCAUUUCACAAAGAAAGAGUUCGCAUAUUAUAAUUAUUAGAGGCCGCUGUAAUCGCUCAGGCACCAUGGGAAUUGCAGAUUUGUCCACGGUUUGGAAAGGAUCCAUUGAGAAAACACAUUGCUGUUUCAUUUAUGGUUCAUUGCAGUUCAGCUGCAUUGCAUGGUACCCUUGCGAUGAUUUUGUUGUGUAAUUUCCAGCAUAUAAGCAUAUCACAUUACUCUGGGAUUUACACACUGCUAAAGCUGUACAGUGUUGCCAUUGGCAAGUAACACCCACAAUGCCUACUUGCUUUUGUUCGCCUAAACAAAUAAUUUUUAUUCACGAUGUUCUGAAAAUCAACAAGUGGCAGAAAUUAGAGGGUAUACGAGACCAGGUUUUGCUCCACAAUAAAUUUGCCAAGAAAAAAAAAAGUGAACCUCAGAAACAUCCACUGAGUCAUUUGAAGCCAAAAGGACAAAUUUCAGGCAAAUUGAUCCCUGCAAGUCAUUCCCAUCCUGGAAAAACACAUGUGCGUGUGCCAUAUGCAGACACUCGUGUCACAUUUCUCUGUGGUGUCCUUCGCAAGAAACUCCUUAUGGGUGUAAGUAUGUAACUGCAUCAGACUUUUUACAUUGGCUGUAAUGUUUUCAGGAGAGCAGGAGGCCUUCAUUAUAUACAUUGAAGAAAAAUGUUGCGAUGCUGAGCAUUUGCAAAAAUGCUUGAUAACAUGUGAGCAAGUCAGCACAGGCAUGUAAACCGGGUUGAGAAGGUGUGACCGCAGCACUCAAGCAACAAAUUCCAGUUGCCAAAACCAGUCUUUAUGGGAAUGCCACCUCUUCUUCUUUUGCUGCUGUGCUUUCCAUGGCAGCAUGGCUUUUGCGGCACAGAGAUUUGAGUGAUAUUGUCAUCAAACUUCGUAUUGCUUUGUAUCUCUAUUUGUUUUUUUUGCACUAGGUUUCUAGUGCCCAGUGUUGUUUGAACAGCAGUUUGUUGUUAUUAUUUUAGCAGGCCCUUGUUGUUCACGUGCGUGGGUUGUUUAUUGGACUGCCCGCUUUUGCGACAGACACAGGAGGAGAGUUGCAGUGAGCAUUGUAGGGUGUGAACAAUCCAAGUGAGCAAGGAAUGCAUAUGGAGGACAGCGUGUGCGUGAAUGCACUGUUACCCAUUCACACAUUAGGGGUUUUUCGAAGAGAGAAGCGACAUUUCAAAUUAAAGCUUGAAAGUGCACUUAAA
Messenger RNA from Dermacentor andersoni, 4174 nucleotides. It is a transcript of the gene Hibch, whose product is annotated as 3-hydroxyisobutyryl-CoA hydrolase. NCBI's taxonomy places the organism in Eukaryota, Metazoa, Arthropoda, Arachnida, Ixodida, Ixodidae. The record is from RefSeq and is a predicted model, not a curated record. Gene Ontology annotation, molecular function: 3-hydroxyisobutyryl-CoA hydrolase activity. Gene Ontology annotation, biological process: L-valine catabolic process. Gene Ontology annotation, cellular component: mitochondrion.